This is a messenger RNA of Cyprinodon tularosa, 465 nucleotides long. Its product is annotated as OX-2 membrane glycoprotein-like. Gene Ontology annotation, molecular function: cell-cell adhesion mediator activity. NCBI's taxonomy places the organism in Eukaryota, Metazoa, Chordata, Actinopteri, Cyprinodontiformes, Cyprinodontidae. The record is from RefSeq and is a predicted model, not a curated record. Bases 1 to 465 code for a protein of 154 amino acids. The transcript has a single exon.
AUGCUCAUUGAAGAGAUUGUUGGUUUAUGCUGUUUUAAUAAUAUUUGUAGUCUGAAAAUAGUUGUUUUAGCUUAUUUGGCCCCAAUAGAAACAGAGGAGACUGUGUGGGCAGCAGUGGGUGAUCAAGCCUCUCUAAGCUGUCAGCUCACUGAGGAUAAAGAUGUUCUCCAGAUCACCUGGCAGAAAGUCCGCCAUGAUGAACAGAAGAAUCUGGCCACCUACACCAAGAAAUAUGGUUACAGCCUGAGAGUUGGUCUGAUAGAGAAGAUGGAUUUUCAGCAUGAAGAUCUUCAGAGCUGCUCCAUGGUGAUCAGGAAGGUGAUGGAGGAGGAUGAAGGCUGCUACCAAUGUCUGUUUAACACCUAUCCUGGAGGAAUCCUGAUAGGCAGGACCUGCCUCAGACUCUGUGGUGAGGAAAGGAGACAUGCUGUGGAGCACCUGAAGGUGAUGGUUAAUCAUCAAUGA